GCAGAGGGCCCACCACAGCAUCCAGGCAGCCGGAAGUCGAGAAGAAGAAGCGGAAGAAGCAUUAGGAGGAGCGGUCUCGCGCUCUGUCUUUCAGUAGAAGAUGGCGGACACAGAGGUGAAGAAGAAGAAGAAAGUGAAGAAAGUCAGUGAAGAUGAAGUCGGGGAGAUCCAGCAGAGCGGAGACUUCUUCAUCCAACCGGAGUCUAAGGUGGCGACGCUGGACACGUCCCAGUGGCCGCUGCUGCUCAAGAACUUUGAUAAGCUGAACAUCCGCACGGCUCACUACACGCCGCUGCCACACGGCAGCAACCCUCUGAAGAGGACCAUCCAGGACUACGUCAAGUAAGCUAAGAGUAGGACUACGUCAAGCAAGCUAACAUGCUAAC
Etheostoma cragini (Arkansas darter) is the source of this 386-nucleotide messenger RNA. Its product is annotated as H/ACA ribonucleoprotein complex subunit DKC1-like. Gene Ontology annotation, molecular function: pseudouridine synthase activity; RNA binding. Gene Ontology annotation, biological process: mRNA pseudouridine synthesis; snRNA pseudouridine synthesis; rRNA pseudouridine synthesis. Gene Ontology annotation, cellular component: box H/ACA snoRNP complex. The record is from RefSeq and is a predicted model, not a curated record. The transcript is spliced from 4 exons. Bases 101 to 346 code for a protein of 81 amino acids. Lineage: Eukaryota; Metazoa; Chordata; Actinopteri; Perciformes; Percidae.